This is a messenger RNA of Anastrepha obliqua, 3324 nucleotides long. RefSeq lists its product as uncharacterized. The record is from RefSeq and is a predicted model, not a curated record. Bases 320 to 2680 code for a protein of 786 amino acids. Lineage: Eukaryota; Metazoa; Arthropoda; Insecta; Diptera; Tephritidae. The transcript has 5 exons.
GUAUUGUGCGCAGCGAUUUUCUUUUUAUUUAUUUUUGACUUUUAAAAUACGUACAACAAUUACCUAAAAUGGUUUUAUUACAAAUAUUUUUAAUUAGUAUAAACUCAAUAAACUGUACGCUGCGAUCCAUCCGCAAAUCCGGUAUCGAAAUCGUAACGAAACAAAGUCAGACCGUCAACACAGUCCUUAACGCGAUGGGUGUUAGUCCAGCAAGUCAAAAAUGCUGUGAUCAUAUACUUGUAUUCGUUAUACGAAGAGCGGAGAGCGGAGAGUAAUAAAUGCCAAUAAUAACAGCAUUGCUUAUUUAGUAGUUCACAAAAUGCUUAAUACGAAUUCGCCCAACGUUGAGCCGAAAGUAAAGGAACUGCUUUUGGAAAGGAGGCACUCAAUUAGCUUAGAAGUGUCUAAAAAACGACGUCAAAGUGUGGCAUCAAGCAUUUUCAUACCUAAGGAUUAUUUACAUUCCGAGAUGCGGAUUAAGGCAGUUUCUGAAUCAGAAAACGAAUCUGUACCUCUCUCGAGAAAUAAGAAGCGCCUUGCUGGGUCAAUAAAUAAGAGAAGAAAUAUAAAUCGCGUAAUGUUAAAAAAGAAAUUGAAACGUGCAAAAAUUUCGAACAAAAAUAAUAAUGUUGCAAAAUUUCCAACAAGUCCGAUAUCACUAAAGCAUCCUGAAAGUUAUCCAAUCGUUAAGCAAACUGUUUCUAGUGAGAAAAUACGUUGUGUUGUUGAAAGUUUACGGGACAGCAACGAGCGACAAAAUUCAAUGUAUUCCACAGCUGCAAAGAAUUUUGAAACAAGUGAAUCGCUUUUUAAAAUGGAUUUAUUUGAAACAAAUGAGUUCGCAAAAGAACAAAAGCAGUUACAUAAUAUAAAGCCGGAGCAAGGAAAGGAAGAAGAAAGGGAAAAACUGCAACAGUUUCAAAUUUCACCAAAUGUAUUCCCCCAAGUAAAAGAAAAUAAUGAAGCUGGGUCCGAAACUUCGGUUAUUAAUGACGAGGCACAAUCACUUAACCCACAGAUAAAUUACAGCUCUACAAACAGGGUAGAAAACUUUGUUAUAUUGGUGGACUCAAGCGGAGCUCAUGUUGAGAUCAAAUAUGCCGGCCAUCCAUCACCACUCCCCAAUGAAAACGAAAAGCUGCAACAUUCCGCUGAUGUGGAAGGAGACAAUACAGCAGAUGAUGCAUCGCUCGAAGAAACGAAGAGGCAAUACGAGGACCGUGGCUAUUUCGAAAACUGUACAUCGACUGCCACAAAAAAAAUGGUUAACUCUCGAAAACAAGUAGAAAAUAUUUAUGUUAACACUGAUGACAUAUCAAGACCAAACUCGACACCAAGCAAUCAAGAGGACAUUAUAGAUUUAAGCAUAAAAGAAACGGCCGCAGCAACCAAAUCAGUUCCAGUUGUUUACCGACCAUCUAAUGCUGAACUUAUUUACGGAUCUACAAUAAUAAAGGGAAUUAAUCUAAUGACCCAAAAUACACAAUCAACUGACCAUGGACCGGAUACAUAUUUACACCCAGAAAAACAAACAAGGCUGCCAUGUCGUCAAAAGUUGCUUGAUCAGAUUCGUUCUUUUGCCAAGAAUCCAUCAUCUUCCAUUUCUCCAGCCUGCUGUAAAAGUCAUAAUUCAAAAGAGAGGUCCAAAUUAUCCGCAGGCCCUCAUAAAAAAAAAUUGCAUUCACUAAAUAAAUCGCAAGUAGUGCCGUUUCACAACCAUUCUUUCAUCCAACAAAGUGCGCAGUUGGAAACACUCCCAAUCAGUCCAAGGAAUCAACAAUGGAUACCAAUACCGCCGAGGGUAAAUUUUCCUAGCUAUAACCAACAGUACGGUCUGCGAAGUGGAGACGUAACAGAAACUACCGAGAUUUUUUCCAAUACCCCUGCAAAUUCGAUGUCGCACAAAUUAACUUAUUCUGCUAAUGAAAAUAUAGUUUAUCCACCGACUCAGCAUUUCCAAAAUCAACUACCACAAAUACUUGAUGAUACGCAACAACUCCAGAAAUUCAAUUCAGGUAGCUUUUUACCCCACAAUUUCAAUCAAUUGCGACAAAGCCACCAAUUUAAACAACUUCACCAACAUCCACUCUCCCAACAGUCUUAUAAUUACAUGGAGCAAAAUCAACUUGCCUAUUCCUAUCAAAUGAGUAAUCAUCUUGACCUGCCUAGACAAUUUUAUCACCCACUCCACCAAUGCUUUCUCUCUAAUCCCAAUCCGUCUAGAUCAACGUCAGCUCCGUCUAUUCACACCGCCGGAUUUGAGCCAAUAGAAACGUGGCGAUACCCCAGCAGGCCAAAUAUGCCACCUCCACCUCCAGUUCAGUCUGUAGAACCAGAGCAAAACUAUCUACCACCGACACCUCCCACAAUUGAUCGUUGCUUUCCCCAGCAACAGUUAAAUCCUGCUGGCUUCCCAUUUCCAUCACCGAACUGGACGAAUACGCUUUAUAAUUGUCCAUCACUCCCCUCAAAAUCGCCAUCCUGUUGGAAUAUUCCACCUCAUACAUACUCAAUUCAACCAAAAUUGCCUUCUGAAAUAGAACUUUUAAGUCGUCUAAAAGGUUCCACUUUCGCAGCGAACUCAAUGAAUUCAUUAACACACCAUACGCACAACAGCCUCUGGCCCUCCACUCAUUUACAUAAGCAAGUGCCAUCGCAUUUCCAUUUGAAUUACAUAUAGUCCCAAUAUUUCUUUGAUAGGUACAUUCAUACAUUAGGAUCAAGUUCGAAUAAAUUCUUGUAGAUUUAUUGCCGGUAAUUGAGCUAAAGAAUGAAGGAAAUAAUCAGUGCAAAGAGUCCGGAUCAGAGAUCUGCAUGCAGUGUUAUUUUGACGGCUUUGAAUAUACCUAAAAAUGAAAUGCGGUAUAAGUAUGGCCGGCAGCGCCAGUUAUGCGAUCAUUGUACCCACCGCAUCGCUUCAUCUUGCCGUGUUCUUGCAUUCGGUGGCAUGUAUGGCCACUCAACGCAACACCGCAUUUGUAUGCUAUAACUCAAUACAAACAAUAGCAGUCAGAAAUUUUACCCCUUCCGCAAUUUCUCGGAACAAAAUAUGUAACACAAUUUGAGUGUUUGUUUUAAACCCCUUAACCUAAAUUAUUGAUGAUGCGGUGGUGUUGAUCAGAAGUCAGAAGUCUUAUCUUUACAUUCCUAUCAUAAAAAUUUUGAUAAAACAUAUGCGAAUAUUUAAUGAAAGAAUUAUGAAUAUUAUUUAGACUAUUUUUUUAAUAAAAUUAAAUAAAUAUACAUAUAAGUACCUGCUUUUAAAAUACAAUAUGUAUAUGCUACAUAAUAAAAUUAAAUAAAAAUAUAUGUUUUAUAAGUGAA